Messenger RNA from Misgurnus anguillicaudatus (oriental weatherfish), 2554 nucleotides. The record is from RefSeq and is a predicted model, not a curated record. Lineage: Eukaryota; Metazoa; Chordata; Actinopteri; Cypriniformes; Cobitidae.
UUUUCAGCACGCGCUGUUCAGUUUGCAGAGGGAGAACGGGCUCUGUCGUCAGCGCUCGACUGAAUGAAGUCAGCUGACUUUUCUCCUAGCUCACUCAUCAUCUUACAAAAUAGAUCUUUUGGACCCUUGUACUGGACACAGGACUGUCUCGUUGUCUGAGACACAUUCAAAAUGGACUUUUCCAAGUUGCCCAAGAUCCGAGAUGAGGAGCAAGAGGGACAAUUUGGAUACGUGCAUGGCGUGUCUGGACCUGUGGUGACAGCUACCAGUAUGGCAGGAGCUGCCAUGUAUGAACUGGUGCGUGUGGGCCACAGUGAGCUUGUGGGAGAGAUUAUAAGACUGGAGGGUGACAUGGCCACCAUUCAGGUGUAUGAAGAGACCUCUGGUGUGUCUGUCGGUGACCCUGUCCUGCGUACCGGGAAACCCCUCUCUGUGGAGUUGGGACCGGGAAUCAUGGGUUCCAUCUUUGAUGGUAUUCAGCGUCCCCUCAAAGACAUUAAUGACCUCACCAAAAGCAUCUACAUUCCCAGAGGUGUCAACAUCGGUGCCCUUAACCGUGACCUGAAAUGGGAAUUCACCCCAUUCAAGAGCUUACGUGCUGGCAGUCACAUCACAGGUGGUGAUAUCUAUGGCACGGUGUUUGAAAACUCACUUAUAAAACACAAAAUCAUGUUGCCUCCCAAAAGCCGGGGAACUGUCACAUACUUGGCUCCACCUGGCAACUAUGAUGUCUCGGAUGUAGUGUUGGAGUUGGAGUUUGAAGGUGUGAAGGAGAAGUUCACCAUGGUGCAGGUGUGGCCAGUGCGUCAGGUCCGUCCUGUCACUGAGAAACUUCCUGCCAAUCAUCCAUUGCUGACUGGGCAGCGGGUACUGGACGCCCUAUUUCCGUGUGUGCAGGGGGGAACCACGGCCAUCCCUGGUGCUUUCGGUUGUGGUAAAACCGUGAUCUCUCAGUCCCUGUCUAAAUACUCCAACAGUGACGUCAUCGUCUACGUGGGCUGUGGAGAGCGUGGUAAUGAAAUGUCAGAGGUACUCCGAGAUUUCCCUGAGCUGACCAUGGAGGUUGAUGGUAAAGUGGAGAGCAUCAUGAAGAGAACGGCCUUGGUUGCCAACACGUCCAACAUGCCCGUAGCUGCCAGAGAAGCGUCUAUUUACACAGGAAUCACACUGUCGGAGUAUUUCAGAGAUAUGGGUUACAAUGUGAGCAUGAUGGCUGAUUCUACAUCUCGAUGGGCAGAAGCUCUAAGGGAGAUCUCUGGUCGUCUGGCUGAGAUGCCUGCUGAUAGUGGUUAUCCUGCCUAUCUUGGGGCACGAUUGGCUUCGUUUUACGAGCGUGCCGGAAGGGUUAAAUGUCUGGGUAAUCCGGAGAGAGAGGGCAGCGUGAGCAUUGUCGGAGCUGUGUCGCCCCCUGGUGGAGAUUUCUCAGAUCCUGUGACUUCUGCUACAUUGGGUAUUGUCCAAGUGUUCUGGGGUCUGGAUAAAAAACUUGCUCAGAGAAAGCACUUCCCCUCAGUAAACUGGCUCAUCAGUUACAGUAAGUAUACCCGAGCUCUGGAAGAAUACUACGACAAACACUUUCCCGAAUUCGUGCCACUGCGUACCAAAGCCAAAGAGAUCCUGCAGGAGGAGGAGGACUUAGCUGAGAUUGUGCAGCUUGUGGGAAAGGCCUCAUUAGCUGAAACGGAUAAGAUCACUCUGGAAGUUGCCAAGUUGAUCAAAGAUGAUUUUCUGCAGCAAAAUGGAUACACACCUUACGACAGAUUCUGUCCGUUUUAUAAGACGGUGGGAAUCUUGUCAAACACGAUAGCCUUUUAUGACAUGGCACGUCAUGCUGUAGAGACGACUGCACAGAGUGACAACAGAAUCACUUGGAGUAUGAUCCGUGAACACAUGGGGGAAAUCCUCUACAGGAUCAGCUCCAUGAAAUUCAAGGAUCCAGUCAAAGAAGGUGAGGAGAAGAUUAAAGCCGAAUACGCCCAACUUCUUGAGGACAUGCAGAAUGCCUUCCGUACACUGGAGGACUGAGAUUCAUGGCAGAGAUCAUAAACUCCAUAAAUAUACACAUCUAGUCGAAGUCUUCUUGCUGUCUUCUUCAUUCCACUGCUUUAUGUUUAUCUUGUGUUGUCGUUGUAUAUGCGCUAGUGUUUUAUCAAGGUGUCUCCAAAUACAAGACAUUUCUUUCAAUGUGUGCAUUUGUGUAUAUGUGCAAUAUGUGUUUUUUCUGCUCUCUUUAUAUUUUACUGAUCAUCCUCUUCAUAAAUCUAGAUGUUGUUAUUAUAUAAAGUGAUGUAAUUAUUAUUCUAUUUUUAUGUGUACAGAAGAUUCAAAGACACGACUUGAGAGAUUCACUAUAUUUGUCGCUGGUAUAUUUACAGUUACAAUGCUGCCAUCAUGUUUACUUUUUUUGGAAAAUUAUUAUUUUUUUUUUUUGUUGUUGUUGAUGUGCUCAUUGCAGUAUUGUCCAUUGUAUUUGUUGAGGAGGCAUUACACAUCCUCUUCAAUAGUCAAAAAUGUUUAAGCCCUAAAAAUAAAUAUUGAUUGAAUAUUGAAUUUA